Rodentolepis nana is the source of this 4047-nucleotide messenger RNA. Lineage: Eukaryota; Metazoa; Platyhelminthes; Cestoda; Cyclophyllidea; Hymenolepididae. The record is from the annotation of a GenBank genome assembly.
AUGGAGUUCGGACUUUGUGAAUUUCAUCGACGUUCAAACAGAGUAUUUGGGAGAGAUAAAUCCCUCAACUCGGAAAAGGAGAAUGUCACUAAUUUUUCAAAGGAUCAUCUUCAUAUGGAAAUUUCAGAUUUUUCGAGGAAAUUAGUCGAUACAAACUAUUAUGCCAAAAAAUUGAUCAAUCAUCAUUUAAUUGAGCAGGACAAUAUUCUGAAAUCAACUAAAUCUAUUUCAAACUAUCGACUUGCUUCACCCGGAGUAGAUUGGCCAGAUUGUCGACUAAAUGAAAAUUUAAAAAGACAUCCCCUGUUCCUCCUUUUUCGAAGCAAUGAUGCAUUCUCCAAUACUGAAUUCUACACCAUGACUAUCUUCUCAUCUAUUUAUCUCUUUGAUGUCAUCCAUGGAUGCCGAAUUUCAGAGGAAUUCAACUUACAAGGUAAGACCACUGGCGUUUUCAGAGUCGCCGAUCGUUGGAGAGAAAUGAGUAAGACGAAGGAAGUUCAAACUGAUGAAUCACCAAACAAGGUGUUGGAGUCAUACCUUGAGGGUGUCUAUCUAGUCAUUAAAGUUAGCAAAGUUGUUCGGGGUCUGGAACUUAACGGAGAAAAUGCUGAUAUGGUAUUAACGGACUCGAAGUCAGUAAAGGAAACAAGAGAAGUUUCAAAAGGAGUGGAUAGUUCUUCAGGCGGAGGUUGCGUUCUACUGAAACCAUAUGCUUGGACGGCUGUGGACAUAUCCGCGUUAGCUGGUCGAGCGUGGGAGGAAACCCAAGUACUAUCUAGACGUCGUUGCCUAAGCGGCUGCGAACGGCCCUCAUCUGCUGAUCGCCGAGAUUCUCAAUGUCAGCGAAGACUGGAAGGACUGAAGAGAAAUAUAUUUACCGCCGAAUCCCAAGAAAUGCCCAAACGAUCAACACGAAGUGUCUCUAACGAAAGAUUUUCAUCGCCCAGCGUACUUGAAGGACUCGGAAACAAACUUCAAAUCGGUGAUUUUGGUUGUAGACGCUCAUAUGCUACACUUGCGCCUAGUUGGAGAUCACCCAAGGAUAAGUCAAGGGACACUUCUGACUUUGUGGAACUGAAUAUUCAAUUGAAUACACGAGUCUUCAUAAAAGAGGAGCCUGGAAUCGGGAAUUAUAUGAUUGAACAAAUAAUAGCGAAUGCUUUCAAGAUGAAAUCCUCAAUGAAUGGCUUAAGUCCAUGGGUGCAUGAAUUGCCUCUGCAGUUUGUUCAUGGACAUUCCAAUCGCCGCAUUAAAUCGAUCACUUGUCCAAAUGAUAUCCUCAUUUCUGGCCAAAUAGUGUCUCCAUAUGGACUUUCCAAACACCUUCAAGUUGCCGACUUGCACACAGCUGAAGGUGAACAAUUACUGACUCAGAACCAACCGGAAAUAAAAUUGCAGGAAGUUUUGGAAUUUCCAACUCCUAUUCGAGCUUACCCAUUCAAACUCCCUAGAAAUUUACUGUACAUUUAUCCCAAAUCGAUCAAUUUUGGGUCUUCAAAGAAUACUCCCAAAAAUCUUGAAGUAGUUAUUCAACUUCGGUACUGGGAUUCUACUAGUAGCCAUGCUAUUCCACAUCUCUUAAAGCUCUUCACUUUUAGGCUUUUCAAAGUUAUAAUUCUUCAACUGGCCUUCAAAACGAGACUCGAAUUUAUGUGGAGUUUAAAAAUCGGUGAGUACAAUAAUAUAAGCAGUCAACGAAAAUUUUUACAUAUUUGGUUUCCGGUGUUCUACGAUGGAUCACUCUGUUCAGGAGAUGAAUCCUUAUAUUUGUCUCAAGACCUUCCAAGUUCAGAAACGAUUCGUACGAUAUCUAGGAUUUCUGAAGAUUCCAGAGAAGAUCCAAGUAGAGAUGUAUUCAAUCUUCGUUUCGUUCCUAUCAGCAGCUUGUAUCCAGAUGGGUUUGCUCUUAAAAUUAUGCAGGAAUUUCGUGAUGAGGUGAUAGACCAUACAGUUGCCUUACUAAAUGAUCAAAAUCUGCUUGAAAAUCAGACCGACUUGAAAAAAGAAUCAAUACCCAUUCUUGAGUACUUUCAUAAGGCUAACUUGAAUCAGCUGAUUUCCCACUUGUCUCCAAUCAUGGACGGACUUUUGCAGAUUCUUGGUGUCUCACUUAUUCAAGAAAUGGAGAAAUCAGCCCAAAAUGCACUGGUUUUACUGGGUUACUACUUGCACCACAUAACCAAUGGAUUGACAAAUUGGAAAGAACAACGUACCGGUCGUAACCAUUUUAUUUGUGCGUAUUUAUCGGGCAUUGGGGAAUGCAGUUUGGAAAAUGCUCUAACAUAUCUCCUUUCGGGAUAUCCCUUGUUGGGUUUGGCUUGGGUGGAUGACAUUUCAAGAAUUUCUGGUGACAAAACUCCGAAGAAAUUAUGCGAAAAGUUGUUGCAAUGUCUAGUUGCUCAAUUUGAAAAUAAUUUGCCCUUUGUUCGAUUAUUAUAUAAGGAAACUUUAUGGUUCUUCCUUGAACUAUUGGUCCGGACCUUGAUGGAGGAAAAUAGUGACAAUUCAGGAUCCAUUGACCCCAACUUCGUGGAAAAUUUGGAUCUUCUAACGUGCAAUGUUACAAACGACAUUUGUGGGUGCAUUUUGGAAGAAGAUGAGGAAGAAAGGAAUGAAACCAUUUGUCUACUGCUAAAUCGCACAAUCGCAUUCUUUCUUCAAGAUCUUCUCAGCUGCCUAAGCCCCUCUUAUGUAUUCCGUUUUAUUCGUACUUACCUAGAAGAGAUUAACAGCGUAAUAAGAGGAUGCUUACAGACAAACCCAAAAAACACAGAGAAUGGACUUAUAUCUCCACUGAAUGCCAAAAAGAUUCGAAAUCUUGAGCUCUUGAAACUUGAAAUGCUGCAGAUUAUUUCAGCUGCUCCAGAGUGCAUUCAACUAAAUUUUCUUGAGGCCGACCAAAUAGCAUCAAGCAUGAAUAUGAUAACUACAAGGGAAUUCAACAAAACCGGGAAUUCAUUUUCUGAUAUUUUAACUGUACCAGAACAUCAGCAACUUCCUUUCUUGCCCACUGUCCUACUCAAAGAAAUCGACGCAUGUCUUCUGUAUUCGGACCCAGAUCUUUCAAAAAUCUCACUUGAUACCCUCUUUUCCCUACUGAGUAUUCACGAAUUAGAAAGUUCGUCAUCGGAAACUCGUAGCGUAGGGGCUCUUUACUUGCCAUUUCUCAGCAUCGCUUGCGACCAAGUGGCCGAUAUGUACGCAAGUUGGUUCCACAACUUAGAGAAACAGGAACGGGUCACUCGAGAGGUUGAAAAAUUGGCAACUCUUCUAGAGUCUCAAAAAAAUGAAAACAUUAAUGGAAGCACUAUGAAGCGAUCAGGGAGGAUAUUAGCCUCAAUGUCUGCAAAGGAGCGAGUCAAGCGAUUGGGCCGUAGAAGGUCAGUAACCCCAGCCCAAUCAGAACAACAAUCAAGCUCCAACGUACUUCAAGGCUAUAGUAUGUCAAAACGUGCUUCCAAAUCUUGGGUCUAUGAACUCAUUACACCAGCUUCAGUUAUGGUAGACAGUGAGGCAAGUCGUCAGUUCAAUGAAACAGCAAAGCAGCUAAUUCUAGUGGAAGUGCUCUGGAUUCUUCAAAAUACUCAGAAAGAUAUACUCAAAUGCUGGUUCAUCAAUUCUGACAUUGAAGUUGCCCGAAGCAUUGUUGCUUUACUAAUUUUGGCUCUGGAACAUUUUGAGUACUCAUCAGAAACGCCUCAUUCCACAAUUACAGAUAUUUCAAAUACUGGAUUUUUCCGAACCAAGAGAUUGCUAUCUCUGGAAUCUCCGAAAAUGGAAUCUGAUAAUCAACGAGAAAGGUCAAAAUUUCUCAAUCUUUGCGUCACUUCUAUUGUGUGCAGCACAUUGGAUCUUAUAGUUGAUGUUUAUUGCAACUCACCUUCAGAUGAAGAUAAUGCAGAAAAGGUGGAAGAGACGGCAUCUGGAAGUCAGCUCAUUGAAAUUGUGGCAAGAGCUUUCAUUUUCGGCCUCAAUAUGCCACAAUGUGCAAAAACGUUUCGCCUUUUAUGCUGCGGAGUAUCCAACUUGUUCUCCAAGGUUAGCUAA